AUGGCCAGCAAGAAAUUAACUCGAAUAGGCUUAUCCCAGGAUCUUUGUGAUCGGCUAAGUAGACAUCAUAUUGUUACUUGUCAGGAUUUCCUAUGUCUUUCCCCGUUGGAACUCAUGAAGGUGACUGGCCAGAGUUACCAGGGUGUCUCUGAACUUCUCUAUGUGGUUAGCAGAUCCUGUGCUCCUCAAAUGCAGACUGCUUAUGAAAUGAAAUUGGAGAAAUCUGGUGGUCUAUCUUCAGCUUUCUUAGCUACAACCCUUACCAGCUUAGAUGAAGCCCUACAAGGUGGUGUGGCUCGUGGGUCACUGACAGAGAUCACAGGUCUUUCAGGUUGUGGCAAAAUGUUUUGUAUGAUGAUGAGUGUUUUAGCUACGUUGCCCAUUGGCAUGGGAGGAUUAGAAGGGGCUGUUAUAUACAUUGACACAGAGUCAGCAUUUAGUGCAGAAAGAUUAAUCAGGAUAGCAGAAUUCCGUUUCCCCAGCUUUUUCAACACUGAAGAAAAAUUACUUUCCAUGAGCAGUAAAAUUCAUUUGUAUAAGGAACUUACUUGCAAUGAAAUACUAAAAAGGAUCGAGUCUUUGGAGGAAGAAAUUAUCUCCAAUGGAGUUAAACUUUUGAUUAUUGAUUCUGUUGCGUCUGUGGUCAGAAAGGAGUUCGAUACACAACUUCAAGGCAAUAUAGAGAGAAGUAAUUUUUUGGCAAGGGAAGUAUCAUUAUUGAAGUAUUUGGCUGAGGAAUUUUCAAUAAUAGUGAUUUUAACUAACACAGUAAUUACAACCAGUUUCUGUUUUGUUGCCAUCUUUGUACUUUGUAAUGUGUCUUUCGAGAAUAUGCGUUAUUGCCCAACUGUUCCUUUUGAAAUACCCAUGUCUCAGGUCUCGUUGUUCUCGGAGUCGAGCCUCCUGAUCGUCCCUGGUCUGCCCCUCUGCUCUAGGCUCCUUCAGCCGUCUCAGGGUACUGCUUCCGCAGCCCUGAUCCCAUCUGCACUGGGUCCCCACUUGAGGUCCAAGCCUGUGUUCGAGAUCCUUUUCCGCGCCUACGGCAAUGCCUUGAACCGCACAGGAACUCUGGAAAGUCCGUGCGCGUUUUUUAGCCUCUUGGGGUCCUAA
This is a messenger RNA of Gracilinanus agilis (Agile Gracile Mouse Opossum), 1110 nucleotides long. RefSeq names its product RAD51 paralog B (gene RAD51B). The record is from RefSeq and is a predicted model, not a curated record. Gene Ontology annotation, cellular component: Rad51B-Rad51C-Rad51D-XRCC2 complex. Gene Ontology annotation, molecular function: DNA binding; ATP hydrolysis activity; ATP binding. Lineage: Eukaryota; Metazoa; Chordata; Mammalia; Didelphimorphia; Didelphidae. Gene Ontology annotation, biological process: double-strand break repair via homologous recombination.